CAUGCAGACUCAUGGGCCAUUAGGCUCAUUGGGCACAUGUGACACUGACAGGGGCGUGCAGCUAUGAACGCCUCUUGUCCGCUUGUGCUCAAUGCUGGAGGCUGACAUCAGACGGACAGUGCCAUGCUUGCGGGCAACACAGAGUAGGGGUGGUGUAUGAGCUGCUCCAGAGAGCGCUGUGGCACAAUGCCCGCACUGGCAUACAGGUGAAUGUUGAAGCGGGGUUGAAGCACAUAAGCAGCUCUGGCAGCCGCCGGAACAGCCCCUGAUUCUGCUCCUACUUGAUGAAGCUGCUGGCCAUUGUGUAGCGGGCACCAUGAAAAAGUCCGAGCUCUGUCAAAGCCGCCGCCGCUGCCGUGGCCUCACGCGCCCCCUUCCAUAACAUAGCUCCUAAUACUUGGAAGUCCUGGGGGCACACCCCUGCCCUCAAAGGCUCACUCUGACAAAACUCCGCUCUUUAUAUACAUCGAUGGGCCUCCAGAAAGGUUUACAUCUCACCAACCACGUGAACACCUUGAAUUUGGUCGCUCAGUGUGCUCAAGGAGAAGCUGGCAGCCUGCAGGCCCGUGCACGUGGAGAGCGAGUCACCCCGCAAUGGGGCGUGCAUGCACUCACAGGCUUGCCACCUAGUGAAAUGGAGCAAUCAAACCAAUUGGUGGCACAACACGUUUGGAAGGCCGGGCAGCAACAGUGACGAUGACCAGACCUGGCUAGUCUUGAAAGGAGCUAUUGCACAUUCGGUCAAACCUGGCUACCUGACCCAAUUCCGAUUGGGACCGGUCGCAGAACUUGCCCGGCGCAGAAGUUGAGACCCUUCGAUCUGAUCCAAGAGCACUUCAUCGAACGGCCCAACUUGUGCAAUGCCUGGCCGGUGAGUCCGGUCAGAGCCGAUUGUAAAACUUGUUUACGGGCACUAGGCGCACUGGGGCUGUUUGAUUGAGUCUUACUGCUUCAUUCAAGGGUCCACGUUCUGCACAUCGGGCUAGUUCUGCGAUUGGUCCCAAUCGGGAUCGGGUCAGGCGGCCAGGUUUGACGAAAUGUGCAAUAUCUUCUGGAGGUGACGACCCAAGGACUUCGUCGAUUAAAGACGAAGGAUCAGUCAAAUUGUGCAUCAUUGAUCGAAGCCGAGCUGCAAUGUUGGGGACACGAGUAGUAGGUUUAGCCACCUUUUGUGAGGCGACCAGUCUGUGCUUCCAUGGCCCGCAUUUACCGGCUCUUCAAGUUCUAGACCUAACGCUUUGCAGUUUGCUUAACUUGCUUGGUUCUUACUCGGUUCCUCGGUUUGUCGAGCAAAGCUCCCGAGACCGUUAUUCAGUUGCAAAGCGUACUUCGUUUGAUUUGAAAAGGGGUGCAAUAUCUGAAACAGACGGAAUGG
Klebsormidium nitens is the source of this 1375-nucleotide messenger RNA. The record is from the annotation of a GenBank genome assembly. Lineage: Eukaryota; Viridiplantae; Streptophyta; Klebsormidiophyceae; Klebsormidiales; Klebsormidiaceae.